Messenger RNA from Trichoplax adhaerens, 2322 nucleotides. RefSeq lists its product as uncharacterized. Bases 1 to 2322 code for a protein of 773 amino acids. NCBI's taxonomy places the organism in Eukaryota, Metazoa, Placozoa, Uniplacotomia, Trichoplacea, Trichoplacidae. Gene Ontology annotation, molecular function: protein binding. Gene Ontology annotation, biological process: synaptic signaling. The record is from RefSeq and is a predicted model, not a curated record. The transcript has 17 exons. Gene Ontology annotation, cellular component: plasma membrane.
AUGCAUAUUUAUACGGUAUACUUAAGCUGGCCAUUUCCUAUUCAUUACAGCUUGAAAGCUAGUGUGUAUGCACUUCCAACUAAUUUGACUAUCCAAAAGAAGGCCUGUCUACGAUGGAUUAACUCAAUUCUUAUCACCAUACCAAAUCAGAAACCUAUUAAUGAUUUCAAUACUGAAUUAAAAAGUGGAAAUAAACUGAUUGCUAUCCUUCAGAAAUUAAGCGGACAAACUUUGAAAAGUAUUCGAGGUCGAAAGCGAUUCGAACGCAUACAAAAUGUCAAUGAAAUUUUAAAAUUUUGCAAGAAUAAUCAGAUUAAUACUCGAAGUAUUAAUAGUGAUGCAAUAGUUAAUGGCGAAGAACGUAAAAUUCUGCAAUUGGUAUGGAAUAUUGCUGAGCAUUAUCAGCUACUAAAGAUAGAGGAUAAAAUUAAAGAAGUACCAGACGCAUCAUCCAGCGUUAAGGGUAAAAUUCUUUCGUGGUUCCAGCAAAUUGCCCAAGAGUACGAAAAUCUGGAUAUAACUAAUUUCGGUCAAUGCUGGACUGAUGGACAUGCAUUUUCAGCUAUUAUACACUUUUAUAGACCGGAUCUAUUGGACGUUCAAUUUGUCAUGUCGCAAAAAAUACAAGAUCGUUUCGAGUUAAUUUUUGAUCUAGCAAAAGAAAAUUUUGGGAUUGCUAAGCUAUUAGAGGCUAAUGAAGCUGAUUCACAAAAAAUUGAUGGAAAGGCCAUGAUAUUGUAUAUCUUGGUAUUUUUAUCCAAAUUGCCAUCGUAUAAAGAACGAAAAGAAGAACUGGAAUUAAAAAAGAAGCGUGAGAGUAUUCGAGAUCCAGAUAGCGAUUCGUCUGAUGAUGGCAAUCAAGGAGAAUCAGAUGAUGAUAUCGUCGAGGACAAAAUUAAUGUUCAAGAAUAUGAACAGAAACUACGUCAUGUCUUGAAUUGGCUAUCAAAUGCUGAAAAAACGCUAAAUGGGAUUGAAAUGGGCAACGAAUUAAAGACUACUAUAACUCAAUUUCAUUCCUUUGAGAAAUUCAUGAUCGACAUAACCAGUCGCCAAGCCAAUAUUGGCUUUCUAUUACAGCAGGGCCAAGAGCUACUUUCUACCGAAUUAGCACCUACUCUUUCAGAUAAAUUUGUUAGCUACAUUUCGCAAAUGUCUAAACGUUGGGAAGAUUUACGGAAGCAAUCGCAAGAUGUUCAGCUAUUAUUACAUAAAACACUUAACACCCAGCAAAUGGAACAAAUUAAACAGUUUACCAAAAAAUUGCAAGAAUUACGUUCUUCAGUUCAGGAAGACACCAAUAAGAACAAUGAUCCGGCAACCAAUAGCAAAUUAUUGGAAGAAUUUGAACGUAAAGGUGCACAAUUGCAAGGAGAAUUCAAGACCUUUAUCGAUACGCUUGUCCUAGUUGAAGAAGAGUCUGAUGACAGCGGAAAUGAUUUAGAAGAGCAUAUAAACUCGUUAGAAAACGAUCUUCAGGGUUACUUUGCUUUUAUUCAAGAACGUAAACGGGAAUCACAAUCAUCCCUGGAUUUAGAUAACGAAGCUGGACUUGCUCAAGAUAUUGAAUCCAUUAAGCAAUGGCUUGAAAAUAGCCAUCAAAAAUUAAUCCAACAAGAUGAUCAAGCUAUCCUUGAUGACGCUGAUUCUUUCAAGGCUCGGGCUGAAGGCGUUUUGUUAUUCCAGACGCAAAUUCAUAAAUGCCGCCAGCGUAUAACUACGCUGAAGAAAGACUAUCAAGAAUUAAAGGCAUCUGACAAUCUUGCAGCUAAACGUGUUAAACCAGGCUUAGAUCAACUUGUUCGACAAUUCGACAGUCUCAAGAUUAAAGCUGCUCGACAAAAAGCUAUGAUUGAUAAAAGCCGCAAUAGAAUUGAAUCAUUCGAUACUGAAUAUGAAGCAUUUAAUUUAUGGGUAACAGGAUUAUUACCUAAAAUUGAAGAAUUUUAUGCGGAUAUUGAGCCGCAAGAAGUAUUGCAAGAUACCGACGAUAAAGAAAAGCAAUUGCAGGAAUAUUCUAACGAUGUAAAAGCGAACGAAUCUCGCCGUUCUUCGCUUGAACGCCUAUUAGCACAGUUGAAAGAGAAUUUUGGCGAAGGUUUCCUUGAUCACUUCCAGCAACGUCUAGAUGAAAUGAAUGAUGACUGGAAGAAAAUGGUAGAAUUAUUAGAACAUAUCAAAGCUAAGAUUGUUGCCAGCUUAAUUAUUCAGGAUUUAAUCGUUAAGUUAGGAGAUGUUUAUUGUAGAUAUGCACUUUUAAUUAUAGGAUUUCCCGGUAUCAAUUUUGCUUCUAGACAAUCCCCUAUAUCUAACUUGAUUUAG